UGAAGAGCAGACCGAAGCAGCGCUAGCCUUAUGCGGGAAUAUUUAGUCACAUUUGUUUUUUGAAUCUAACUUGGGUGCGUUUAUGUUGCCCUCAGUCGCUGUCCUGUCAUGAAACAUAGCCGGACUUGAAGUAAGCAGCUGUUGCCUUGUUAGCUCACAAUCGAGGCAAACAGAAGAGCCGAAUGUUGAAGUUGGUAACUCAUCAUCCCAUCAUAAUUUGACCGAGGAUGCAGUGAGCCGUCCAAAUGCUCAAAGUGAUCCGCUGUCCCAUGCCCAGGUCUCUCAUCUCCAAAAAAGGGAUAUGGCCACGCUCCUUCUGCUCCACAAAGCCUCACCCAGUUCAGGGAGAGGACACUGGAGAGACCCGUCUGAACCCCCUUAACAUCCAGAUGCUGUCAAGAAAUCUCCAUGAGCAGAUCUUUCGAGGGCUGGUGCCCGAGUACAGAGAAGAAGAUGUGGAACGCAGUGUAAGGCACUUGCAGAAGCAUCAGCUGUGGGGGAAAGAGACAGCACUGUUACAAGAAGUGGAGCUGAAGCUUCCCAAAAUGUAUGGGGACAAUAUUGACGAGCACUUCCGUGUUUUGGCUCAGAAGCAAAGUCUUCCCUACCUGGAAGCUGCGGCCGAGCUGCAGCAAGCGGAUCUUCCUCCCUUGCCCCAGGAGUGGACAUGGCAGGUUGGCUGGACACGUUAUGGGUCCAACGGGGAGAGCCACAGGGUUGACUUCCCGGAUGAAACAGCACUUGUGUUUGAUGUAGAGGUGUGCAUGGCAGAGGGCCACUGUCCAACAUUGGCUGUUGCUUUGUCUCCAACACACUGGUACUCUUGGUGCAGCAAACGUCUGAUUGAAGAGCGCUACUCCUGGUCAGACCAGCUCAUCCUCGCUGACCUCAUCCCACUGGAGACACCAAUGAACUCUGUCCGUCCACCAGGCGGUCAGUGGAAGGAACGCCUCAUUGUGGGCCACAAUGUCAGUUUUGACCGAUCUCACAUUAAGGAGCAAUACUUAAUGAAGGCGUCUAAGGUGCGCUUCCUGGACACGAUGAGUCUUCACAUGGCUAUCUCGGGCCUUACUGGCUUCCAGCGCACACUAUGGAUGGCCAAUAAGCAGGGCAAGAAGGUGUGCCUCCAGGAGGUCAGCCAGCGCAUGAAGAAAGUGGGACAGAAAAGAGACAGUCCCAAGAUUGGAUUUUGGGACUGGGUGAAUAUUAGCAGCAUCAACAACUUAGCCGAUGUCCAUGCUCUAUAUGUGGGAGGGCCGCCAUUACAAAAAGAGAUCAGGGAGACCUUUAUCAAUGGCUCCAUGAUGGAUGUCAGGAAGCACUUCCAGGAGUUAAUGCGCUACUGCGCCUCAGAUGUUCAGGCCACCCAUCAAAUUUUUGUUGAACAACUGCCCCUCUUCAUGGAGAGAUGUCCUCAUCCAGUGACAUUUGCCGGAAUGCUGGAGAUGGGUGUGAGCUACCUUCCUGUCAAUCAGAACUGGGGGCGAUACCUGGAGGAUUCCCAGGACAUUUAUGAAGAGCUCCAGAGAGAGAUGAAAAAAUCUCUCAUGAUUCUAGCUGAUGAUGCAUGCCAACUUCUGGAGGGUGAGAGAUUCCGAGGUGAUCCUUGGCUUUGGGACCUUGAAUGGGACGUGCAGGAAUUCAAGCUGAAAAAAUUGCCAGCCAACAAAAACAAAUCGUCCCCAAAAGCGGUUGAAUCCCAAACCGUGACUCCUCUUGCAGACUGGAUGGAUGACGCAGGUCCACCAGCUGAAGACGACACUGUAGCGGGCCCUUGUCCCAGCAGGCUAGCUGUGGAUAAAUUGAAGGAAACGGUGAAUCGACUUCCCAAGAGAAAGCAACACCUGCCUGGACAUCCUGGGUGGUAUCGCAAGUUGUGUGAAAAGAUGCUUGCAGACAGUUGGUCGCCAGGAGCGAAUCUCAUUAGUCUUCAGAUGAGGGUGACCCCUAAACUGAUGGGUCUGACGUGGGAUGGAUUUCCCCUGCAUUACACGGAGAAGCAUGGCUGGGGCUAUUUGGUUCCGGGACGCAGGGAUAACCUGGACUCCCCGGAGGGAAACAUCGGGCCAGUCCUUUGCCCUCACAAAGAGAUUGAGCGCGUUUACAGAGAGUAUUGUGAUGAGAACUGCAAGGGGGCGCCUGAGUAUGUGGACUGCGCACCAUCAGAGGACCUUAUGUGGUCAGACAGCGCUGUUUGGGCAAAGGUGGAGGAGUUUGGAACACUGGAGAGACUAACAGAGGAACAUGGAGUCAAAGCAGUAACACAUGGGUUUGUAAAGAAGCCGCAACCUACCCGCAAAUCCCACCCUGUCCCAGAGGAGAGUCAUUGCCAUUAUCACCAAGGAAUCGGCCCCUACAGCGAUGUAGACAUUCCUGGGUGUUGGUUUUUCAAAUUACCACAUAAGGACGGGAAUCAAAAUAACGUUGGCAGUCCUUUUUCAAAAGACUUCCUACCUAAGAUGGAGGAUGGUACUCUCAGAGCGGGAAGAGGUGAAACCAAUGCCACACGUGCCUUAGAGAUUAACAAAAUGAUGUCCUUCUGGAGGAACGCUCAUAAACGCAUAAGCUCCCAGAUGGUGAUAUGGCUACGGAAAGGAGAGCUUCCUCGUUUUGUGAGCAGGCACAAGGAGUUUGAUGAAGAGGGCCAGUAUGGUGCUAUAUUACCUCAGGUGGUCACGGCUGGAACUGUCACGAGAAGGGCUGUGGAGCCAACAUGGCUGACUGCCAGUAAUGCACGUCGGGACAGAGUGGGAAGUGAGCUGAAAGCGAUGGUGCAGGCACCACCAGGUUACCACCUGGUUGGGGCCGACGUGGACUCUCAAGAGUUGUGGAUUGCAGCUGUGCUCGGAGAGGCCCACUUUGCUGGCAUGCAUGGUUGUACGGCGUUUGGCUGGAUGACCCUUCAAGGGAAGAAGAGCCAGGCCACUGACCUGCACAGCCGUACAGCCGACGCCGUGGGGAUCAGCAGGGAGCACGCCAAGGUGUUCAACUAUGGCCGCAUCUACGGCGCAGGACAGCCCUUUGCAGAAAGGCUGCUGAUGCAGUUCAAUCAUCGCCUUAGCCAGACAGACGCUGCCAGUAAGGCCAGGCAGAUGUAUGCUUUAACAAAGGGGUUACGCAGAUAUGAACUAUCAGACGAAGGUGAGUGGCUGGUCACUGAGCUGGGAAUUGAGGUGGAAAGGGAGGAAGAUGGAAGCGUAUCCCUCCAGGAGUUGCGGAAGAUCAGUCGACUGGCCUCACAGAGUUCCCGUCGGAAAAAAUGGGAUUUAGUUGGCAAACGAAUAUGGUUUGGGGGGACAGAGUCGGACAUGUUCAACAAACUGGAGAGCAUUGCGCAUUCAGCCCAGCCGGCGACACCUGUACUGGGCUGCAGGAUUAGCAGAGCUCUGGAGCCCAAAGCAGUCAAGGAUGAGUUCAUCACCAGCAGGGUGAACUGGGUGGUCCAGAGCUCGGCAGUGGAUUACCUUCAUCUGAUGCUCGUGGCGAUGAGGUGGCUCUUCGAGGAGCACGACAUUGACGGCCGCUUCUGCAUCAGCAUCCACGAUGAGGUGCGCUACCUCGUCCGCACCGAAGACCGACACCGAGCAGCGCUCGCAUUGCAGAUCACCAACCUUCUUGCCAGGAGUAUGUUUGCACAUGCAUUAGGCAUGCGGGACCUUCCACAGUCCGUCGCUUUCUUCAGUGCGGUUGACAUCGACACGUGUCUGAGGAAAGAGGUCACAAUGGACUGCGUCACCCCCUCCAACCCCAUGGGUGUGGAACGAAAAUACGGCCUUCCUCCUGGUGAAGCCUUGGACAUCUACCAAAUAAUGGACAUCACCAAAGGCUCCCUCAGUAAAGGAAGACAAAAUCUUAUGGACCAGGCCAAGGACACUCGUAACAUGUGAACCCAAAAUGGAGAAAUGCCUGGAAGCUCAACAACAUGCAAGCAGGAGAUGCGUGUAACCAACGUGAGCAGCUCAAUGUUUCCGUUUUUUCUUCAGUUUGGGUUCUUGAGUCUUUUCCACAGCUUGUGACUCAACCUAAGGAACAGAAACAAAUGCAAAUGCUGAAAUCAGGCCUGGACAGAUUGAUCCUCCUCGAGUGCAGAUGACGCUUACCUCCACAGUGUUGUCCUGCUCCUGCAGGGCCGCGUCUAGAGAAGCAGCAUUGAUACGGAAAUCUCUCGAGGUGCUCAGUUUCAUGUAUUGCAUCAGAUUGACCUGGAUGAAGCAGAUGCCAUUGAAAUGAAUAGUUUACACUUUUUUUCCCCAGACAUUUCAAACAACAGAAAUUCACAUGUACCUUUGACUUCUUUGAGAGUGUGAUGACGUAUUUCUCAUACUGUUCAAUGCUGAAGAUCAAGUCGGGAAUGGCCUUUGUCUGACGCAGAAGUUUUGCCUGCCCAGAAAGCAAGACGGGUGUAUUCACUUAAAUCUUUCUUUUGAAAUGUACAUUGUACAGUUUAUACUCCCUUUUUUAAAAUUAAAAUAUGAUCAAAUGCACCAUGAUAUCUUGAUGGGAUGGGCAGGCGCACCGUACCAAAUUCUUGGACUCGUCAUGAAGAACACCACGCCGAUCGGGGGGUGGGAGGUGAGGUGCUGAUGCAUAUUUUGCCAAUGACACAUCAUGCUAAUGACUAGUCGGGAAGGGCCUUUAUUUUAAAUAACUAAUUUUUCAACUGGGGGGGUUGGGUGGGCCCCUGGAGAUAAGCAGAAUAGAAAAUUGUAUUGUUGAUUCUGUCUCAAUUACUUUGCAGUCUGGAGAGGACCAGGCUGACAUCGAUCAGCUGUGGGAAGUUGAGUAACUAUUAUCCACUCAGGCCAAAUGUCAGGCACAACUGCAUUCCUAAGGGCAGUGGGGCAUCAUUAUUGUCCUUAAUAGGACACUGAAAGACAAAUUCAUAAUAUGAUUCGGAGUUGUGGGUGCACUCAAGUCAACUUGGAUAAGGUUGAGCUCACUUGACUAGCGUAAGUGAAUGAUUUAGCCCAUUCCUAAAAGCAAAUAAAUAUAAGGAAGGUCCUUACAGUG
Messenger RNA from Hippocampus comes (tiger tail seahorse), 5010 nucleotides. It is a transcript of the gene polg, whose product is annotated as polymerase (DNA directed), gamma. Gene Ontology annotation, cellular component: mitochondrion; gamma DNA polymerase complex. Gene Ontology annotation, biological process: mitochondrial DNA replication. The transcript is spliced from 23 exons. Bases 246 to 3887 code for a protein of 1213 amino acids. The record is from RefSeq and is a predicted model, not a curated record. Gene Ontology annotation, molecular function: DNA binding; DNA-directed DNA polymerase activity; 3'-5' exonuclease activity. Lineage: Eukaryota; Metazoa; Chordata; Actinopteri; Syngnathiformes; Syngnathidae.